Rotaria sp. Silwood2 is the source of this 1638-nucleotide messenger RNA. The record is from the annotation of a GenBank genome assembly. Lineage: Eukaryota; Metazoa; Rotifera; Eurotatoria; Philodinida; Philodinidae.
AUGGGUUGGGAAGAAUUAGUGGCGAAGAAACGCAAAGCCUUGGCCGAAUUAAUACCAGAAAAAUGGCGAAUUCCAGCCGACAUAUUACCUGCCGACUCUCAACACUCAGUGAUUUCCUAUCCUGAGACAAGUAGUUUGUUGUCUGACGAAGAAUUGACUAUUACACAACUAACAGUAAAAGAAUUGGUGGAAAAAAUUGCCUCUCGCAAAUAUUCAGCUGUUCAAGUCUGUGAAGCCUUCUGUCAUCGAGCAGCUAUCGCUCAUCAAUUAGUCAAUUGUCUCGUAGAGAUUUUUUUCGAUGCGGCAGUAGAACGAGCGAUAGAACUUGAUGAUUAUCUUUUUAAAGAGGGAAAGACUGUCGGUCCUCUUCAUGGUGUGCCAAUUUCACUGAAGGAUCAAUUUCGUGUCAAAGGUGUUGAAUGUAGUAUGGGUUAUGUGGCCUGGUUGGGGAACAUUGAUGAAGAAGAGAGUGUUAUGACUACAUUACUAAGAAAAGCAGGUGCUGUCCUUUACGUGAAAACAAGCGUGCCGCAAAGUGUAAUGUGCUGCGAAACGAUGAAUAACAUCAUUGGUCGCACAUUGAAUCCAUACAAUCGACUUCUUUCCUGCGGUGGUUCAAGUGGUGGAGAGGCCGCUCUAAUUGCUCUUCAUGGUAGUUCGAUAGGUAUUGGCACCGACAUAGGUGGUUCGAUUCGUACACCAGCUGCAUUCAAUGGCCUGUGGGGUAUUCGACCAAGCCAUGGACGAAUGCCCUUUGCUGGAAUAAGGAGUAGUAUGGACGGACAAGAAACAGUACAUUGUGUUUGUGGACCCAUUGCUCAUAGAGCAGAAGAUUUGGCUUACUUUAUGAAAGCUAUAUUAGAACAAGAACCAUGGCAUUAUGAUCCGAAAGUAAUUGAGAUUCCAUGGAGAGAGGAGAAAUACAAUGAAGGCAGAACAGGAAAAAAGAUAUUUGGGAUAACGACUGUUAAUGGUGUUAUGGGCUUCGACGGAGUGGUGAUGCCUCAUCCACCUAUUCUUCGUGGUAUUCAGAUGGUCGUUAACGCUCUUCGAAGAGCUGGUCAUACUGUUGUCGAGUGGCAACCUUACAAGCAUAAAUAUGCCGUUGACCUGGUCCGUAAGAUUUAUAGAGCAGAUGGUGGUGAGGACAUUCGAAAUGCUCUGACAUUAAGCGGUGAACCAGCCAUAUCAGAAGUUGCCCAUGAUUAUGGUCCUGGAGCAAACGAGAAAAUUGAUCUUAAUACUAUGUGGGAUAUUCAAAUAAAGAAGUACAAAUAUCAACAAGAAUACAUGGCAAUCUGGAUGGAAAGAAAUGAAAUUAAUGCUUGGAUACAACCCGAAGCUCCUCAUGCCGCCAUUAGACACGAUCAGUACAAAUAUAAUGGUUAUGCAUCUGUAAUUAGUCUGCUCGAUUAUCCAGCUGUCGUCGUUCCAGUGACGUUUGCUCAAAAAGAGACAGAUAUUAAGGACUUGAAUUAUAAACCCAUCAGUGAUUUGGACAUGCAAGUGCAUGAUGAGUAUCAGGCUGAUGUCUACCAUGGUGCGCCAGUAGCCGUACAGAUUAUUGGACGGCGAUUGCAAGAAGAAUAUGUUAUUGGUCUUGCUGAACAAGUUGGAAGAGCUUUGGCUUCUUCAUAA